Exserohilum turcica Et28A is the source of this 567-nucleotide messenger RNA. RefSeq lists its product as uncharacterized. The transcript has 3 exons. Gene Ontology annotation, cellular component: BLOC-1 complex; endosome. Bases 1 to 567 code for a protein of 188 amino acids. Gene Ontology annotation, biological process: endosome organization; regulation of protein localization. The record is from RefSeq and is a predicted model, not a curated record. Lineage: Eukaryota; Fungi; Ascomycota; Dothideomycetes; Pleosporales; Pleosporaceae.
AUGGCUUCUGCUCAAUCUUUCCACAACUACCCCCAGUCCUCCUACCCAAUCAACAUGCCCCAGAAGCCUGGCUUCUUUUUCCCCAACCAACAACCCGCCUACGGACGCAUGGUGGGAUCACCACCCGAAGCCCCAAACAGCGUUACAACGUCUGGUGUGCCGUCGUACGAGCCAUCCGCGACCUCGAGCAACUAUGCUGGCAGUGCAAGCGAUUACGAUUCAACCAGCGGCGCCGCCAGCGUCGAUCUCCUCGACUACAUGGGUAGCCGUGUAAUUGGCUCUUUCGACCCCAUGCCACUCGACCGCAGUUUGGCAAAGCAAGCCCAAACAUCCGGUGAACUGAAUGCUAAGCACCGCGAACUUCUCGAGUUGCAAGCACUGGCACAGCGACGAUUGGCUGGCGCCCGCAUGAACUUUGCGGAUGGCAUGAAAGCCGCGAAAGAAGUGCAAAAGGACUUGCAAUGGACUCAGAAGCGGGUCGAUUCACUGAACAACCGAGCCGCACGCAAAUACCCAGAGCAAUUCCGCGCCGCACAAAGCAAAUACCCAGCACCCGUCGACUAUUAG